Molecule: messenger RNA, 2879 nt
Organism: Erpetoichthys calabaricus (reedfish)
Lineage: Eukaryota; Metazoa; Chordata; Cladistia; Polypteriformes; Polypteridae
Product: tripartite motif-containing protein 16-like
Exons: 6
Coding region: 94-1752 (552 amino acids)
Molecular function (GO): zinc ion binding; protein binding
Source: RefSeq, a predicted model, not a curated record
CUGCAGUCGUCGGGAAGUAGGAAAUCUCACGUUAUUACCUCAGAUCCUGAAUGCGUGUAGGCCGGCGUGUUCGCUUACUCGCACUAAAACACGAUGGCAGAAGCAGGCUUAUUAGUACUGCAGGAUCAGUUUAUUUGCUCUGUGUGCCUUGACACCAUGAAGGAUCCCGCUUCAGUUCCAUGCGGGCAUAACUUUUGCAUGAAGUGCAUUACAAACUACUGGGAUCGGACAGGCGAGAGCGGCUGUCCGCAGUGCCGUGAGAUAUUCACUCCGAGGCCGGUGUUGCGCAAGAACACCCUGCUAUCGGAAGUUGUCGAGCAGUUCAAAACAACAGGAUUCGGUUUACCAUGCAGUGAAAAUUACCCAGUAGAAUCAGAGUGUGAUUUCUGCACCGAGAAGAAGUCCCGAGCAGUGAAGUCUUGUCUCACGUGUCUGGUGUCCUUCUGUGAGACGCACAUCCAACCCCAUUAUGAAAAAGCCCUCUUGAAAAAUCACAAGCUGGUCGACCCGGCUGUAAAUCUGCAGCAGAAACUGUGCACAAAACACGAAAAACCAAUGGACUUGUUUUGUAGAGACGAUCAAACUUGCAUCUGUUAUGUCUGUUUUGCAACGGAGCACAGGAGUCACGAGGCGACCACACCUGAGACAGAAAGAGAGGAGAAACAGAAUGAUGUGGAUGAAAAGCUAUUAGAAGUUCGAGAAGGAAUCCUGGAGAGGUCCCUCAAAAUGCAAGAAAUGAAAGAAUCUUUAGGUUCGAUUAAGAUGUCUGCUGAUCAAGAAGCACAGGAGGUCGAGAACAGCUUUGCCAACCUGAUCCAUUGCAUCGAAGAAACCUGCAGCAAUGUGAUGGACCGCAUUAGAGAGCUUGAAAAGAUGGAGAUCGCUAAGACUGAAGAAGUCAUGGAGCAGCUAGAGAGGGAGAUUGAAGAGCUAAAGAGGAGAGAUGCUGAACUGACCAGACUCUCAGAGACAAAUGACCACAUCCACUUCCUCCAAACUUUCCCGUCUAUCAGUGUUCUGACUGAAAAUGAAGAUUCGCUCCAAGUUACUGUCACAAAAGACUUCUGCACUGAGGACCUGCGGAAGCAAGUGUCCCAGCUGACUGAAAAUCUUUUCAAAAUCAGUCAGUGGAAUUUCUCAAAAAUUACUAAAACAACCCCUGUUUAUGUUAUGGUGCCUCCAGAACCACAGAAACGAGAAGACUUCUUAAAAUAUUCUUGUUCGCUCACCUUAGACCCCAGAACAGCAAACAGACACCUUCAUCUGUUUUCUGGAAACAGAAAAGCAACAUGGAAAAGUCGAACUCUGAUGCAUCUUCACCAUCCUGAGAGAUUUGACUGUUACUCUCAAGUCCUUUGCAGAGAGGGUUUCUUUAAUACUCGCUGUUACUGGGAAGUGGAGUGGAGCAGGACAGUAACCAUAGCGGUCUCUUACAAAAGCAUCAGAAGGAAAGGAAAGGAGGAUGAGUGUCGACUGGGGUAUAACGACAAGUCGUGGGGCUUAUCCUGCUCCAGUACCUUCUACCGUGCCCUUCACAGUAACAGGGAGUGUAGGAUCUCUGCACCUCGCUGCUCCAGGAUUGGUGUAUAUCUGGACUAUAUCAGUGGCUGCCUCUCAUUUUAUAGCAUCUCGGAGACAAUGACCCUCCUGCACAAAUUCCAGACCAGCUUCACUGAGCCUGUAUAUCCAGGCUUUCGAGUUCAUAAAGGUGAUUCUGAAUCCAAGUGUGAUUCUAGUAUAACAAUCUGUUAGCUGAGCCAGUCUGGUCAAGACUAAUAUUCCAUACACAUGUAAAUGUUUUGCUGAUUGGAUGAAGUUGUAAAUUUUGAGCUAAAGGGCAGAGAAUUCCAAAAUUGGUAGUCGAAAAAACUUUAGUGGUAGAAGGAGUCUCCCCUGGGUUGUCAGUUCCUUGGUCAGCCAAAGGUAAAUGGACUCUCUACUGGUAAUAAUUUUAUUUGUGUUUCUGCUUCAUUGCCAGUUGUCAUUUUUCUUUAAAUUUGCAUAAUUUUUAGUUAGUUUUUUGAAUAGUGUAUGUAUAUUCUUCUACUUCCUAUAUACACCUUGCAUUACAUUUUUUGUUUUUUUUUUUACAUCUUGGUUUGUGUUUUAUUUGUAAACGUGAACCUAAACUACACUCCGCUGGCUCUCGCACAGAACCAGAGGACAAAACUCUAAAUAUAAGCUAUAGGGGUUGCAAUAAAUUAAAUGUGUUUGUAACACUUCUUUUUGUUGGGUGAUAUGUUUAGGUAGCUUCACAUCAUCUCAUUUGAUGGAGUGGUUUCAGUGCGUUGCCUGCAUGUUGUCAUUGUCUCUGAGGGCCUUUCAUUUGUUAGGGCAAGCAUGGCUUGUUCGUAAAGUAUGUUGUGCAAAGCUGGGAUAUACAGUACUAAACCCCUAAAAGAUCAUAGCUGUUAUUGCUGCAAAUAUUACUUUACAAAAUGUUAACGUGGGGAUUUCAUGCUUAAGCAAGCAGCAUUUUAAUUUUUUUUUUCUUGCACAAAACAAGGUCACGUUGGGGAUUGGAGUUUCAGUGCUUUGAAGUGGAAAAUACCACAGUGACCAACAUUUUCUGUGUACAAUUUGUUAUUUAGAGAAUGUUCAGUAAAUGCUUUUACAAGGCACUGUAUACAUGAACACUUGUUCUGUGUAUCUGUAAAGGUUAGCACAGUACGGGUGCGCUAUGAAAACUGUGUUUUCAAUUUCAUUUAAGCCUGGUCUUUAAUGUAUUGCUAAUUUCUUCCUCUGAUCACGUGUAUAGUUUAUUUUUUCUUCUGUGCACUUUUAAGCCGUUAAAUUACAGUGCCUAUAAACAAAGUCUUCACUUUCUUGGAAAGGUUGUGUUUUUAUUGUUAUACAACAUCAAGUCACAGUGGAUUUCA